CAUCAUCAUAAUCUCUUUCUUUGUUCUUAAAAUUAUAAUCAUGUCAAAGUCUCUAGCUGGAUUGGCGCUUUUGGCCGCUCUUUUUAUUGCGGUUAAUGCGUUUAAGCCUUCUGGUUUAACUAAUGGUCACGCUACGUUCUAUGGAGGAAGUGACGCUUCUGGAACAAUGGGUGGAGCUUGUGGAUACGGAGAUCUUUACUCGGCGGGGUACGGGACAAUGACGGCGGCGUUAAGCACGGCUCUGUUCAAUGAUGGAGCUUCUUGCGGCGAAUGCUAUAGGAUAACGUGUGAUUACGCGGCGGACUCACGGUGGUGCUUGAAAGGAGCUUCUGUGGUUAUUACCGCCACUAACUUUUGCCCACCAAAUUUUGCCUUGCCUAAUAACAACGGUGGUUGGUGCAAUCCGCCGCUCAAACAUUUCGAUAUGGCACAACCCGCUUGGGAAAAGAUCGGAAUUUACAGAGGAGGAAUCGUUCCCGUCGUUUUCCAAAGAGUAAGCUGUUACAAGAAAGGAGGAGUGAGAUUCAGAAUAAACGGAAGAGACUACUUCGAGCUAGUCAACAUUCAAAAUGUAGGAGGAGCAGGUUCUAUUAAAUCUGUCUCCAUCAAAGGAUCAAAGACUGGUUGGUUAGCUAUGUCUCGUAAUUGGGGAGCUAAUUGGCAAUCGAACGCUUAUCUCGAUGGUCAAUCUCUCUCUUUCUCCAUUACCACUACCGAUGGUGCUACAAGAGUCUUCCUCAAUGUUAUUCCUUCUUCUUGGUCUUUUGGACAGAUUUAUUCUUCCAACGUUCAGUUUUAAGUUUUUUUUUUUUUUUGGGUUCUGUCUGAAAUAUUAUUGGCAGUGGUCGCGCUCUGAGUCUGUUUCUUUUCUCCCUGAGCGACCCGCCCUCUUUGUUUUUUUUUUCUUAUGGUUUGAAUAUGGGUCUGUUAAUACAGAAGACCCGAUUUGAUUUGAGGAAAAUAUGAUUAUAUAAAAUGUAUUGUAUUUG
Arabidopsis arenosa is the source of this 989-nucleotide messenger RNA. Lineage: Eukaryota; Viridiplantae; Streptophyta; Magnoliopsida; Brassicales; Brassicaceae. The record is from the annotation of a GenBank genome assembly.